GUCGAAGCGAAUUGUGGACUACAACGCAAAUAAUCAUAAAGUAUAAUAAAAAACUGGACUGUGGUGGAUAAAAUAAUAGCGUAGAAGCAGCAGACGGGGGCGGUAGUUUAUCACGGAUUGCAAACGCCGUCAAAACACAAAAAGAAGAAGAAGGUUGUCACGUGACGUCACACCGCUUCCUAUGUUGCUGUAUACCCGAAAUGUGAAGUGAGAAUGACUUAAACCCUCGCUUCUGUUUCAGGUGAAACAAAUUGGUUAUAAUUGACACGUAAUUUAAUUUGAUCAGUGUGUGUGUUAUAUAGUUUAAUAGUUUGACAAGUGCGGGUUGGCCGCUGGAAGUCACUCGGCAGCAUGGCGACAUUCACAUGAUGUAGCUAGCUAGCUAGCUAAAAACAAGCAGACAUAACCCUGACAAGUUACUCCGCCGACAUUUUCGAUAAUUUUCAUAAUCGGCAGGUUUUUGUGAUAUUGUUUUGACAUAUGUGGAGCAGAAUACUGAGACCUAGUGUGACCGGCAGGACGCGUAUCUUGUGGAAAAGCCUCUUUACAAUGCAGCUAAAGACAAGCGAAUUCCAGGUGUUGUUCACCGAUGGGCUGAACGAACUGGCAGGAAUCUUUAAGAAGCACCAGUAUGAGCUGAGAAUAGCUGGAGGUGCCGUACGGGACCUGUUGUCUGGAAAGCAACCUGAGGAUGUGGAUUUUGCCACCACAGCGACCCCCGAGGAGAUGAAGCACAUGUUCCAGGCUGCAGGGAUAAGGAUGAUCAACAAUAAAGGAGAGAAGCAUGGGACUAUUACAGCUCGACUUCACAACGAAAACUUUGAAGUGACUACAUUGCGAGUGGAUGUUCAGACAGACGGUCGUCACGCUGAAGUGGAGUUCACCACCGACUGGCAGAAAGAUUCGGAGAGAAGAGACCUCACCAUCAACUCGAUGUUUUUAGAUCUUGAUGGGAAAUUAUAUGACUAUUUCAAAGGAUACGAUGACCUACAGAACCGAAAGGUUCGGUUUGUUGGCAGUGCCGAACAAAGGAUCCAAGAGGACUAUUUAAGAAUACUGCGUUAUUUUAGGUUCUAUGGAAAGGUGGCUCUGAAAGCUGAUGAGCAUGAGCCCGAGACACUGGAGGCCAUUCGAGCAAAUGGCAGCGGGCUUGCAGGGAUUUCAGGAGAACGAAUUUGGGUGGAGCUGAAGAAGAUUAUGGUUGGCAACCAUGCCGCUCAGCUCCUGGAGAUGAUGUACAGCUUGGGGCUGGCGCAUUAUAUCGGUUUACCCCCCGAUGGCAACGUUGAGGAGAUGAAGCGGGUUUGGCAGAACACCAAAGGCCGUUCUCCCAAACCCAUGACCAUCCUAGCAGCUCUCUGCCGCAGCCCAGAGGAGGUGGAAAAGAUGGACAUCCGACUGAAGGUCUCCAAGGAGGAGAAGACACUGGCUCAGUUCCUGGUCAAAUACAGACGAGAACUUUGCAAGAAUGAAGAUGAGCCAGACAGUCUCAAACCCUUCACUGACUUCAUCGUAGAUAGUCGGGAGCUGGAUACUCAGAGUAAAUUGUGCGAGCUGCUGAAGUACCAAGGUGAGCACAAGCUGCUGGCUGAGCUCAGCAGGUGGGCCGUCCCUCGCUUCCCCAUCAGUGGACACGAUCUCAGGAAAAUGGGCCUCCUCUCAGGCAAGGACAUAGGCUCCACUUUACAGAAGCUCCGCGACAUCUGGAAGAAAAGUCAUUAUCUGAUGGACAAAGACGAACUCCUCAGUUAUGUUAAGUCCUAAUGGGCUGCUGCACUUUUCAGAACCUGUGUGUGUGUGUGUGAAGAAUAAGAGCUACAACUUUGUUAAAUCAAGGCCGUAAUAGCGCUGCUCUGGCUCGGUAUUGACGGAAUUGAGUCGUGUAUAAUGCGGACCAACAAUGACAGAGACAUGCAUGCCUGCUGAAAUGGGAAUUGCACUCAUUUAUGUCGGCAUCACAGUCAGAUAGGUAAGAAAAUCUGACUGACAUUUCAUUUAAUUUGUUUGCAUCUUUGUUAUUUAGUCCAAUACCAAUAAGUUGCCGAUAUUGUGGCAGUUUCUAUCAUAAUUGUUUGCCCAACAGUGAUGCAUGUGUC
Doryrhamphus excisus (bluestripe pipefish) is the source of this 2096-nucleotide messenger RNA. NCBI's taxonomy places the organism in Eukaryota, Metazoa, Chordata, Actinopteri, Syngnathiformes, Syngnathidae. The record is from RefSeq and is a predicted model, not a curated record.